Molecule: messenger RNA, 1024 nt
Organism: Vitis riparia (riverbank grape)
Lineage: Eukaryota; Viridiplantae; Streptophyta; Magnoliopsida; Vitales; Vitaceae
Product: BURP domain-containing protein 3-like
Exons: 2
Coding region: 65-835 (256 amino acids)
Source: RefSeq, a predicted model, not a curated record
GGUAGUAAUCCAUGCCUCUCUACCUGAUGAGGGUUACUGGAAGUUGGCUUUGCCUCGCACUCCCAUGCCUAAAGCUAUACUAGAUCUGUUGCAGUCCAAAGGUCUAAGUUCUGUCGAUGCUUCUACUGCCUCUUGUACUAUUCACAUCCACUUCGAUAAAUUCUCUCAACCCGCGGGAGAAGAGGCUCAAGUAGAUGACUCAAAAAUAGGUAGCUUCUUGGAAACAGACCUGCAUCCAGGUAAAAAAAUGAAGAUGAACUUGGCCACAACUACAAAUGGAGCUGUUUUCUUGCCUCAUCAAGUUGCUGAAUCCAUACCCUUUUCAUCCAACAAGCUACCUGAAAUAUUGAACCGGUUUUCCCUGAAAGAAAAAUCCACAGAAGCCGAGAUAAUAAAGGAGCUAGAGGAAUGCGAGGAGCCUGCCAUGGAAGGAGAAGCAAGGUACUGUACAACAUCAUUAGAGUCCCUAAUCGAUUUCAGCACUUCAAAGCUUGGAAGAAAUGUGAAUGUGCUGGCGAAUGAGGUCAAAACGGGGAGCCAGGAGUAUGAGUUUGGAGUGGGAAUGGAGAAGCUUGCCGACAAAUCAGUGGUGUGCUAUAAGAUGAACUACCCAUAUGUUGUUUUCUACUGCCAUACAUUCACUAAGACACGGACUUACAUGAUUCCGUUGGUGGGUGCUGAUGGAAGCAAAGCUAAAGCCAUGUCAUCUUGUCAUAGUGACAGAUCAGCUUGGCACCCAAAACAUGUGGCCUUCAAAGUGCUCAAUGUUAAGCCAGGAACAGUCCCUGUCUGCCAUUUCGUUCACAACAAUGCCAUGGUCUGGAUUCCAAAAUAGCCUGAUGAUGAAAUCAACGGAAAUAUUUAAUCCUCAACCACAGUUGCAUUGUUCCACGUAAUAGUCGUUUCUAGUAUCAAUGGUGUGGUUUGAACAAAUGCAGGUUAAUUUGAGAAGAAUGUAGUGUGGAAUGCUAUUCAUCAAUCUUUCCCGGUUGAUUAAAGGAAUAUUGUAUAUAUUGUUGUGUGG